AUGUUUUUUGUGUCGUUAACUGGGUGUCACGCUGACAGUCACAAAGACCUGCAACUGGUGUCAAGCACACUCCAUCUCCAAGUACCACCUCGGCCGCCGCGGGUGUACGCCGGAGCCCUCGGUGUGGCGGUGACCAGAGUGAGGGCGGUUGAUGACCACCACAACAACGACCAACAGACAGUCCGCUACUCCCUCUACGAGUCACCGGUUACUGACUACAAAUACUUCACUAUAGACGAGUACGGUGGCAACAUUACCACUGCCAGGUACCUUGAGCGGUUGGUCGGGGAGCAGUACAGGGUGAUCGUGGUGGCUAUGAUGUCUGGUAACGCUAAUAACACCGAACUGACCAUCUUUGUCACCCAUUAUAACCAGUACGACCCCAGGCUGUCUCUACAACACUACAG
Homarus americanus (American lobster) is the source of this 407-nucleotide messenger RNA. RefSeq lists its product as uncharacterized. The record is from RefSeq and is a predicted model, not a curated record. Gene Ontology annotation, biological process: homophilic cell-cell adhesion. NCBI's taxonomy places the organism in Eukaryota, Metazoa, Arthropoda, Malacostraca, Decapoda, Nephropidae. Gene Ontology annotation, cellular component: membrane. The transcript has 3 exons. Gene Ontology annotation, molecular function: calcium ion binding. The annotation marks the transcript as partial.